AUGACCAAACGGCCAGCAGAUACCCAAUCCAUCUCUGAACUUCCAUUGUCAGACCCCAACCACCCGUGGACGGCACGAGGUUAUCGAGCAGAAUUGGCCAACAUACCCAAGUCUCCCACGGAAGACCCUUGUGGUGAAAUUGCCUACCAACGAGCCUUCCUCGAGGUUGCCCGGCUCCAACCUCUUCGUGUUCCUGAUCCCAGUCGCUAUCCCCAUUCUCAUUCUGCACAGGAAUACCUCCGACGAAGGGACGAAGCGAUUUUCACAGUUCGAGUCAGACCUGAUAAGGAUGAACAGCCACCACGGCCUCCGACACCCCCAAUCACAUCUAGUCCAAAUGAAAAACUCCCGUCACCUCGAUACUCUCAUGACCCUGUUUUUCCUCCUCGCAAAGCAAAUGCAGAUGCUAGAAUGGACGCGGUUCCAACGAUUCCUCCACCCAACAAAAACCAGCUCCGUUCACCUAGGCCACUUCUCCCAGCUGACCCGCAUUCUCGACCUCCAAGUGCCCCUGGCCCUCCUCCCGGCGUUCCUUUUGGUCGUCCUACAGGUGCACCUCCUGGUUACGUUCGUCCAGAGCCUCCUACCCCACCCGCUCGUACUCCCACCCCUCCUCCUCCCCCCUUGGUAUUGGAACCUAGAAUCAAAGCUCCUAAUGGUCCUGGCCGAAUUUUAUACUGA
Rhinocladiella mackenziei CBS 650.93 is the source of this 681-nucleotide messenger RNA. RefSeq lists its product as uncharacterized. The coding region runs from base 1 to 681 and encodes 226 amino acids. The transcript has a single exon. The record is from RefSeq and is a predicted model, not a curated record. NCBI's taxonomy places the organism in Eukaryota, Fungi, Ascomycota, Eurotiomycetes, Chaetothyriales, Herpotrichiellaceae.